Messenger RNA from Penicillium salamii, 999 nucleotides. The record is from the annotation of a GenBank genome assembly. Lineage: Eukaryota; Fungi; Ascomycota; Eurotiomycetes; Eurotiales; Aspergillaceae.
AUGUCAGAAACAAUAGUGAUCACCGGUGCAACCGGAUCCCUUGCCAUCGAAGCGAUACAGCAGAUCCUCUCAUCGUACCCUUCAGUGACCAUCAUCGGAACUGUCAGAGACAGUAAAGCAUCGCCGAAAAGCCCUCAUUUGCUUCGACUGGAACAACUGAUAUCACAAUAUCCGAACAAAAUUUCAAUCAAGAAUGUUGAUCUCAACUCGAUCAACGAAGUCCGUGAAUUUGCAGACGAGAUCGCCGGCUUGGUGGAAUCCAAAAAGAUCCCUCCAAUCAGAGCUAUCAUAUGCAACGCAUUUACAUGGUCUUUGAAUGGCCAAAAAUUUUCAAGUGAUCGCUUGGAGUCAACAUUUCAGGUCAACCAUCUUGCGCAUUUCCUGUUGACCCUGAAACUUGUGCAGAGCAUGGAUCGCGAAACAGGACGCAUAAUUCUGCUCGGCUCUGAAGUUCACGACCCUGAAAUUGUCAAUCCUAUUUCAAAGCUAGGCGCACAGCUGCCUGGCGAUGAUAAUCUUGAUCCUUUGAUCAAGCCGGGUCCGGACAAGAAUGGAUCAGAACAUGACAUGGGUUGGCGCAGAUAUGCCAACAGCAAAUUGGCCAAUGUCAUGUUCAUGAGGAGUCUGAAUGAGCGACUUUUGAAGACUUUGGAGUUCAGCAAAAUCACCGUAACAGCAAUGGACCCAGGCGGCCUCGUUGACUCUCGCGCUCAUGAUGCUCAGCGGACAAUCAACAGAAUCCUUUUCAGGUUGUUUGCAUUUUUGCUGCCCAUCAUAAAUUUGUUUACUGACAAGCUUCGUUCGAAUGCGAAUUCGGCAAAGGACCUUGUUGCUUUGGCUUUGGACCAGGAGUUUGAUUCGAAGAGAGGUUACUUCAACGGCCGGACAGUCCAGUCGCCCGCCCGUGCUAGUGAGGAUGAUGAGAAAUGCGAGGCUCUUUGGAAAGCUUGUUGGCAGUGGACUGGCAUGAAAGAUGAUGAGACUUGCGUUUCCCUGUGA